AUGCUAAGAUCGGAGAAGAAAAAAAUGGGUUCAAAGAAACCAUCACAUACUCUUGCUCUUCUCUUAUCUCUUCUCAUUCUGAUCAUUUUAACUCUUUCUUCUCAAGUUAUAAUUGUCGAAGCUACAAGUCGCAUACUCGCAAACGGAAACCCCAUCAUAAGGACUCCACCAUCAAAGUCAUGUGGAGCUUUGACCGCAUCUUGGAGUAAGUAUCGUCGACCCUGUAAACGUCCUCUUCCAAGGACUCCAUGAACUGCUCCUGCUUCUUACAACUCUCCAUAAUUAUUUAGACCACAAGACACAUUUUUAUUUCUUUUUGUUUUGGAAUUUUCGGUGGUUAUGUGACAAAAUAUAAUAAAGUGUAUGGUUCUCUGAUUGUGUUUCCCUUCUGAACGUCUAAAUUAGUAUAUACCAUACAUUGAUCAAAUAUACAACUACAAGGAUAACUAUA
Capsella rubella is the source of this 451-nucleotide messenger RNA. RefSeq lists its product as uncharacterized. Lineage: Eukaryota; Viridiplantae; Streptophyta; Magnoliopsida; Brassicales; Brassicaceae. The transcript is spliced from 2 exons. The coding region runs from base 1 to 252 and encodes 83 amino acids. The record is from RefSeq and is a predicted model, not a curated record.